Sclerotinia trifoliorum is the source of this 1445-nucleotide messenger RNA. The record is from the annotation of a GenBank genome assembly. Lineage: Eukaryota; Fungi; Ascomycota; Leotiomycetes; Helotiales; Sclerotiniaceae.
UCACCUAAGGUUUUCCUAUGGAGUCAUCCCAAAAUGGUUUAGAUCUUUUUUGAUCGAGGCAGAUAACGUUAAAUGGACUUCUAAUUACCCCAUGUUUGAGAGCCUCUUCUGCAUAUUAGGCAGAGAUAAAUAACGCAUGUUGGGUGUUGCACAGCCUAGUGAAUUAUCUGACUACCGCCAUCCAGCUGUGAGGCUUCAAGUCCUGUGUUUUGUGAAUGUUCAGAAUCUUUCGAUUCAUAUCAGUACUAUGGGUAUCACAUAAACGAUCACAUGGCUCACGUCAUCGAAUAAUAAACUUCCUCCUGUGAAUCCGGUCCCGUGACUAUUGGCCUAGUAGUAGCGCUAGUCAAUGGUCUACAGCACCAAACCUGACGGCGUCGUCAAGGACUUCGUGCUGUCGAUCAAUAAUUGCGAUAAUCGGAAACUUAAAUCAACGUAUCGACCUUCAGCAAAGAAAAGCAGAUACUCCCCACUCAAAUCUUCAUCACCUCGAUCACUCUCAAAAGUAUCCACAUUUUUGCGAUCACUCGUCACCAUGGAUUCCAAACUUCCAGCAUACGAGGAUGAAGAUAGAUCAGCUCCUCCAUCAUAUCUCGACUCCUUAUCAUCAGCUUCUCCUGAAAAACCCCAGACAUCGGGAGCAUCAACAUCCAAAUCAACAUCCUACGGUUCCCAAAUCCAAUCCCAGCUCAACAAUCUCAGCACCCAAUUCAGUUCACUCCAAACACAAAAGUCUCUCCUCGCGCACGCCCAAGAAGAGAAAAUCCUCUCUCAUCUUACAACUCAAAUCCAGAUCUACCUAUCCGAAUUCGCAAACACUGGCGUAAGAAAAGGCACAUUGAUUUUGAUACCAGCGCAAUGUCUUCAGAACGAAAAAGCACAACCACUUGAUUUUGAUCAGGAGGAUAAGAGUGCAUAUAAUGUAUUUGUGGAGGUGGGGGAUAAAGAAAGUCUUAAUGGUGGGACAUGGUUCUGGGAAGAUGAGGAAAUGGCAGAACGAUUAGCUACGGCGUUGAAACCGCGUACGGAAUUACCUUCCAGGGAAACCGUUGCGCAAAAGGGUUCCAAUGCCGGAGUACUUAGCCAAGGAGUAAACAGAUUUUGGAAAAAGAAAUCGAGCACGAAAAAUGUGGAGGGACCUGUGUUGGUCGAGGAUAUGAAGGCUAGCUCAGCUGUUGUGGAGCCAAGGGACAAGGUACACAUGGAAGUCAACGCUGAUGAAGUUGUGUUUGAAUAUGAGAAUGAUUUUGGUCUUUUAGAGACUCAACGAGGAUAUGGUGUCGUACUUUCUUUUGAGAUUCUUACCACGAAUUAAUCGGUAGUUGUAAUUCAAAGCACAUUAUGGGUAUAAAGACUGUUCUUUAAGAACUGCUUGAAUAUGCCCCGAAUUUCUCCUUUCAUUCUAUGCGACGUCCUGAUAAUUUGCAUUGAACACCAAUAAAUAU